GAAACAUACUUGGGAUUCUCAAUUUUGUUAACAAUCCCCAGUCAAGGGUGAUUUUUUGGCCGGGGUUUUUGCUUCUUUUGGUGGCAAAAGGAGCAAACCUUGGCCAACAUAAUAAGAAUCAUGGCACCUAAAAUUAAAAAUUUGUUUUAUUUUCUUUGUUUGGCAAUUACCUUUAUUCCCAGCCUCUAUGCUAAUGUCUUGGACACUGAAGCGUUUUGGCAGGACCAACUAAGAAUGUUUGAUGGUUACUGGAAGCAAAGAGCCGAGAUUGCUAAAACUGAUAACCUAAAAGCCUAUUUCCCUGAUCCCUAUGCCGUCUCUGGAAACUUCACCUCUGCCAUUAGUGACGACAUUAUUGGAAAGAGUAGUGGAGGAAGAAGGAAGUUGAAAGGAAAGAAUAGAGGAGCUGCAUGCAUGGCGACCAACCCCAUUGACAGGUGCUGGAGGUGUGACCCAAACUGGGCUAAUAACCGCCAAAAACUUGCAGAUUGUGUUCAGGGAUUCGGAAGAAACACCAUUGGAGGAAAAGGAGGAAAAUUCUACGUCGUCAAUGACUCUUCAGAUGGUGACUUGCUGUCUCCGAAACCAGGCACUAUCCGCCAUGCAGUGACAAGAACUGAACCCUUGUGGAUCAUCUUCUCCCGAAGCAUGGUGAUCACGCUCCAGCAAGAGCUCAUCAUGGCCAGCAACAAGACCAUUGAUGGCAGGGGAUUCGAUGUCCAAAUUGCAAACGGUGCUGGCAUCACCGUCCAGUUCAUCAAGAACGUCAUUAUCCAUGGCAUCAAGGUCUACAACACGGUGGUCAAGACAGGUGGCAUGAUUAGGGACUCCGAAACUCAUUACGGAUUUCGGACACAGAGUGAUGGUGAUGGUAUCUCCAUCUUUGGCGCAAGCAACAUCUGGAUCGACCAUGUUUCCAUGAGAAAUUGCUCCGAUGGAUUGAUUGAUGCCAUUAUGGGCUCCACCGCCAUUACCAUCUCCAACGGCCAUUACACUGACCACAAUGAGGUGAUGCUGUUUGGAGCCAGUGACAGCUACACCGGCGACAAGAUCAUGCAAAUCACCUUGGCAUUCAACCACUACGGCAAGAGGUGUGUUCAGAGAAUGCCAAGGGCCAGACAUGGUUUUGUCCAUGUUGUCAACAAUGACUACACUCAUUGGGAGAUGUAUGCCAUUGGUGGCAGCAAGAACCCUACCAUCAUCAGUGAGGGUAACAGGUUCAUUGCCCCUGAAAACCGCUUUGCCAAAGAGAUAACCAAGAGAGAAUACGCAGAAGAAAGCAUAUGGAAGAACUGGCAAUGGAGAUCAAUCAAUGAUGAAUACUUGAAUGGAGCAUUCUUCGUUCAAUCCGGGGCUGAAUUGAAGAACAGACCAUUCUCAAGGGAGGACAUGAUCACAGCCAAGCCAGGAACAUAUGUUGGAAGGCUUACACGCUUUGCGGGUGUUCUUCCAUGCAAAAUUGGCCACCCAUGCUAGCUUAAUUAGUUAUUCGCCAAUAUUAAAGAUUGUAAAUAAUUCAAUUCAUUAUUCUUUUGCUAUCUUGGUAGUCAACACCCAUUGCUGGAUGCUGCAAAUGUAAAUACCUAUUAGUUUUGCAGUUUUUGCACACAUUCUCAUUGUUGUGUGCUUUUCAUUAGUUUUCUUUUUCUUUUUGAUAGGAAAGGAUUAAUUAAGAACACCGUAACGGUGGAAAGGAAUGCCACCACCGUAGUUCAUGAAUGAAGGGUGAUAUGUACUAAUUUUUGCUGUUA
Arachis ipaensis is the source of this 1751-nucleotide messenger RNA. Its product is annotated as pectate lyase-like. Lineage: Eukaryota; Viridiplantae; Streptophyta; Magnoliopsida; Fabales; Fabaceae. The record is from RefSeq and is a predicted model, not a curated record. Gene Ontology annotation, molecular function: pectate lyase activity.